CCGCAGUUUCAUUUUCAGUUCUUCGUCGUUCGCGCUGCCUGAAUGUUGUUGUUCUCCUCCUGCGUUCGAGCGGUAUUUUUGGGCAGGAAUCGAGUCCAAUCGGAACGGAUCGCAACGCGCUGAAUUAAAAACACGUUUCGUCUCAAAAAAAAUAUACAUCUUUGGGUAUUCCUGGAGCGCGCACAUUACCAUCUGGUAAUUCGUUCUCUUCCGUAAAAUCGUAGAAUCGCCAUCGCCCUCGCCCUUGUGGCGCAUGAUUUGAAUAGCUGGCGUUGUUUGUUUGUUUGUUGGCUGUUUGCUGCCUCAACCACAACAAAGAAGGCACAAAAGCACGAGCACGCGUAUCUCUGUAUCUCUAAAUAUCUAAAAACGCUCCGAGCGGUCCAAGUGUUUAUAAAAGUAUAUAAAAAUGUGCGAGGGAGCGGUACUAUGAACUAUCUCAUCUGGCAGUGGCCAAAAAAGAUAUAAUGCUAAUAGACCAAAAACACGUUUUAUGCCAUUUGUGUUUUGCUUUUCUCGGAAAAAACCCUCAUCCCAACCGAAAUUCAAAGAGCUGAACUGAGAGGGAGUCAACCUACAUUAUUCAUGUACUUCCAAUGCAGAUGCCAAUCUUCAGUGUAUUCAAUUAAAUAGAAGCAUUCUUCGAGAGUCACAAGUUACUACGCAUCACAAAACAAGCUGAAUAACCAAGCAUAAAUCAAUUGAGCCAAAUGCUGAUGCCAUAUGCCAAUAGCAAUUGCACGAAACAAAACUAAACGGAUUCUCAAACCAAACCCCACAAAUAAAAGCCAUGAAUGAGCUACAGGCCUCCAGUGUCCCGCUGGUGGACAAGUGCUCUUCCCACGCCGUCAUAGUGCCGGCGACCAAAAGCCCCAACAAAGUGUCCGAUUCGGCGGCCACAACAGCACCCAAUGCCGUCUUAUACACAAGCGGUAACAUGUCCCUAACAACGCUCUCCACAGGCAGCAGCAUCCCAAUUGCGAAUCCGAAUCCCAAACAGGAGCCAGCGCCGCUCCUCAGCCAGCUCAAGUUGACCAACGACCUGAAGCAGAACACUCACGGGUCCCAGAACAACCUAUGCAAUGGCGGCUUGGGCAACAGCAAUCACGCCUUGGCGCCCAAGGUGGCCAACAAUAGUGGCAGUAGUGCCAAUGGCCAGAAGAAGGGCACCAUCGCCCUGUCACAUCUGCCCCAACGACCGCCGGUGGACAUCGAGUUCUGUGAUAUCUCCUACUCGGUCGCCGACGGCCAUCGGCGGGGAUUCAAGACCAUCCUCAAGAGCGUCUCGGGCAAGUUCCGAAAUGGCGAGAUCACAGCCAUUAUGGGACCCUCCGGUGCCGGAAAAAGCACGCUGAUGAACAUCCUGGCGGGAUACAAGACUGCCCAACUUAGUGGUUCUGUGCUGAUCAACAGCAAGGAGCGAAAUCUGCGGCGCUUUCGGAAGCUCUCCUGUUACAUCAUGCAGGACGAUGUGCUGAUCGGCAAUCUAACCGUUCGCGAGGCCAUGAUGGUGGCUGCCAACCUCAAGCUGGGCAAGAAUAUGAUCAGUUACGCCAAAGUGGUGGUUGUUGAGGAGAUCCUCGAGACGAUUGGCCUAAAGGAGUCGGUAAACACCCUGACAUGCAACCUGUCCGGUGGGCAAAGGAAACGACUAUCGAUCGCCCUCGAACUGGUCAACAAUCCACCCGUGAUGUUCUUCGACGAACCCACCUCCGGACUGGACAGUUCAACCUGCUUCCAGCUCAUUUCGCUGCUGAGAUCACUGGCCCGCGGAGGACGCACCAUAGUCUGUACAAUUCACCAGCCAUCGGCGCGGCUUUUCGAGAAGUUCGAUCAUCUGUAUUUGCUGGCUCAGGGACAAUGUGUCUACGAGGGCAGAGUGAAGGGUCUGGUGUCGUAUCUCUCUUCGUUGGGCUACGAAUGCCCUUCGUAUCACAAUCCUGCCGAUUACGUUUUGGAGGUGGCAUCUGGCGAGUACGGAGAUGCUGUACCGAAACUGGUGCAGGCAGUGAAAAGUGGAGCUUGCAAAAAGUAUGCGCAAAAGGAUUAUGUACAAACCUUGGCCCAAAAGAGCUGCAACAAUGAUAUCGUCAAGGGCAGGGGAAGUGGGGCGGAGAAUACGACAGCUACGUUAACCCUACAGGAUGAGAAGCCGCCACUGGAACGCUCCAGUGCCGAAGACCCCGCGGAGCUAAAGCCACCGAAGCUGGAGUCUCAACAGUCUCAAAACUCCGACUGCAGCGUUGUGAAUAUGCCAACAACUGGUGUGGACGACAGCUGCAGCUUUAGCUCUUCGAAAGGCACCCAAAAUGCGGUGGGUUCGGGCUCGGGCGGACCCAGUGCCGUUGUGGGCUGCAUGACCUCGCUGCUGGAUUCGCACGAGAGCGUCGUCACACUUCCCAACAAGACGGGUUUCCCCACCAGCGGAUGGACACAAUUCUGGAUCCUGCUCCAGCGCUCAUUUCGCACCAUUCUUCGCGACAAAAUGCUGACCCACAUGCGGCUCUUCUCGCACAUCAUUGUGGGAGCAAUCAUCGGAAUGAUCUACUAUGAUGUGGGCAACGAGGCCAGCAAAAUCAUGAGCAAUGCCGGUUGCAUCUUCUUCGUCUCACUGUUCACAACCUUUACGGCAAUGAUGCCCACCAUUUUGACCUUUCCCACUGAAAUGUCAGUGUUCGUGAGGGAGCAUCUCAACUACUGGUACUCACUGAAGGCUUUUUACUUUGCCAAGACCAUAGCGGACCUGCCGUUUCAGAUCGUCUUCUCCAGCGUCUACGUUCUGGUGGUGUACUACCUAACCUCGCAGCCGAUGGAAUUGGAGCGGGUGUCAAUGUUUGUGCUCAUCUGCGUGCUUAACUCACUGGUGGCACAAUCGCUGGGACUGCUGAUCGGGGCGGGGAUGAAUAUCGAAACGGGCGUAUUCCUCGGCCCCGUGACGACUAUACCCACGAUAUUGUUCUCCGGGUUCUUUGUUACCUUUGACACCAUACCUGGCUAUCUGCAAUGGGUGACGUACGUCAGUUAUGUGCGUUAUGGGUUCGAAGGUGCCAUGGUGGCCAUCUAUGGAAUGGAUCGGGCCAAGAUGGAGUGCAACCAAAUAUAUUGCCACUAUCGUGUGCCAAAGAAGUUCCUCGAGCAGAUGUCCAUGGAAAAUGCUCUGUUUUGGGUGGAUGCCGUUGCCCUGAUUGGAAUCUUCUUUGCCCUGCGCAUCGUAGCAUAUUUUGUGCUGCGAUGGAAACUGCACAUGAUCCGCUAAACGGACGAUUCGCGGGAUUUGUUCAUAGUCUAGGGUUAUUAUUAUUAUCAUACGUUAGAGAUCACCUGUACAUAGAAAACAAAAAAUGGGCAAGGAAUGUGGGGAUAGUAGUUGGAAGGUAGGAUGGAUAUGGAUUGUAACUAGGCGUAGCUUUACCGCAUUCUUCAACUUUCGCCCCUCGGGCUUUGUACGUUUAUACAGACAAGAGACAUACAUACACACUUACAAAAUCAAAAGUGUCGAAGAGACGAUUCUAAAUAUAUUUCCAUGGAUACACAUAUUCAUAUACCCAUACAGUAGCUGUUCUGCAUACCAAAACAAAUGGAAUUUACAUAGAUCUAUAUAUAUAUAAAUAGGAUUACCCACGUAGAACCCCACUUACACAUACUCACUAAACUUGAGGUAUAAUUCUUGUGACCAAGCAGAAAAGAGUCUGAACUUAAGUAGGUUGAAAACAUAACAAACUGUAGAGAAGAUCCAGAUCCUUCAGUGUGGAAUUCAAAAGAAGACGAUGGCGACAACGACGACUUUCUCCCAACGUUCUUCACUCCGUCCCCAUGUUUUACUCUCUCAAAUUCUCUUUCUGCAAGAGAUGAAACCACCUUUUUCUACUUUUUCGGUAUCCUAUUUUGAACCCAGAAAGGAACCAGUGUGCAAUCGAGCGGAAGUUAAGGCGAAUGUGGAAAUGCGGAAACGGAAACCAUUCCCUUGUGAUAGAAAUAGCGGAGCAGUUCGGGUUGGGAAAUCCGUUUCCCGGACAGGGGAGGUAGAAAAUAUAAAAGUGAGGGGGAACCUGGCCAACUGGUGAUAUCAAGCAAUUACUAUUAUUACGAGCACGUUUGAAGGCGAUGGGGAUACAACCGGAUUUGUGUUAGCUACGCGUAUUUGUGAUUAUAACCUUUUUAAUUUAGUACAUGUUUAGUUUAAUUUUAUACGUCUACAUUUAUCAUGCCAAAAUAAAUGCAAUUUUCAUUUAAA
Molecule: messenger RNA, 4234 nt
Organism: Drosophila gunungcola (fruit fly)
Lineage: Eukaryota; Metazoa; Arthropoda; Insecta; Diptera; Drosophilidae
Gene: Atet
Product: ATP-binding cassette sub-family G member 4
Exons: 7
Coding region: 791-3256 (821 amino acids)
Cellular component (GO): plasma membrane
Molecular function (GO): ATP binding; ATP hydrolysis activity; ABC-type transporter activity
Source: RefSeq, a predicted model, not a curated record